GUCCGGUGCGCGCCUCGGGCGAAGCGGAGGACGCGUGGAGCGGUGCGAAGACUUUCGGGCUGUGCAGUUAAUCUGUGAUAUGUGUUUUAGAGUUGAUGCUGCACUUUUGUUUGAAUGAAAAAAUGUCCUUCAGUCUCAAAGAAAGGGAAGAAAAUAAUUCAACAUUUGUGGAAGUACAACAGUCACAAACUACUUCUAUAGAUUCAGAAGAUCCUCUUCAAAACUUAUGCUUAGCAUCCCAAGAAGUUCUUCAAAAAGCUCAGCAAAGUGGGAGAUCAAAAUGUCUCCAUUGCGGUGGUUCAAGAAUGUUCUACUGCUAUACAUGUUACGUCCCGGUUGAAAAUGUACCAGUUGAACAGAUGCCAAUUGUGAAGCUGCCAUUGAAGAUCGACAUCAUUAAACAUCCAAAUGAAACAGAUGGUAAAAGUACUGCUAUACAUGCCAAGCUCUUAGCACCUGAAUUUGUAAAUAUUUACACAUACCCUUGUAUUCCAGAAUAUGAAGAAAAGGACCAUGAAGUUGCACUUGUUUUUCCUGGGCCUAGGUCUGUCUCAAUAAAAGAUAUUUCUUUUCAUCUGCAAAAAAGGAUUGAAAAUAACAUUAAAGACAAAAGUAACCCUGACACACCAUCUAUUAAGCGCAAGAAAACUGAGGAAACAGAUUUGAAUGACAGCAAGUGCAAAGCCACAACACUGAAAAAAAUAAUAUUUAUAGAUAGUACUUGGAACCAAACAAACAAAAUACUCACUGAUGAGAGACUUCAAGGGUUGUUACAAGUUGAAUUGAAAACAAGAAAAACUUGCUUUUGGCGUCAUCAAAAAGGAAAACCAGAUACCUUCCUUUCCACAAUUGAAGCUAUUUACUACUUUUUGGUUGACUACCAUACCGAUAUAUUAAAAGAAAAGUACAGAGGACAAUAUGACAAUCUUUUAUUUUUCUAUUCAUUUAUGUACCAGUUGAUAAAGAAUGCCAAAUGCUCUGGAGACAAGGAAGCAAGAAAACUUACCCAUUAGCUUGAAAGAAACCAUUAAUGUCAUUUUAUUUUUGCUAAAACCAAUAAAUGUAUUGUGCUUUGUUUAUUCUUAAGCAAUAUUACUUGCUU
Condylura cristata (star-nosed mole) is the source of this 1102-nucleotide messenger RNA. It is a transcript of the gene DTWD1, whose product is annotated as DTW domain containing 1. Bases 96 to 1013 code for a protein of 305 amino acids. The record is from RefSeq and is a predicted model, not a curated record. Lineage: Eukaryota; Metazoa; Chordata; Mammalia; Eulipotyphla; Talpidae. Gene Ontology annotation, biological process: tRNA modification. Gene Ontology annotation, cellular component: nucleus. The transcript has 5 exons. Gene Ontology annotation, molecular function: tRNA-uridine aminocarboxypropyltransferase activity.